CUUGAUCCCAGGACCCUGGGAUCAUGACCCGAGCUGAAGGCAGAGGCUUUAACCCACUGAGCCACCCAGGUGCCCCUAAUUAUCCAUUUAAUACAAAUUUCCUCUCCCAUGACUUGGAAACAUUAAGAGACCUUUCCUGCAAUGUGAGUAUUAAGCCAAACAAAGUACAUAAAGGUUUCAGCACAGGGUCCUUGGUUCCUGAUGACAACAGCAGUCAGGUUCCCAGGUGAGUUCAAAGACAGAGCCAUGGGGCACGCCCUGGAGGAGGCUCCACUAGUCUCAGCACCCCAGUGGGUGUGGGAGAGCCAGGAGGGGUUUGGGAGGCCCGCAGCGCUUUAAUGGCUCUGCUUACCGCCUCCUCGCCUCCUCGCUUGGGCCAGACUCAUCAGGCCGCAGUCCCCACCCUCUACUGUCUCUCUGCCCCACCCUGCCCCCACACACCUCUCAAGCCCUGUGUUCCUGUCUCUCAGAUCUGCUUUGGGCACAGUGAGGAAGCUGGGAAAGAUCCAAGGGCUGGGCAGUGAUACGAGGACCUGGCAGGUCUGGGGCAUACCUGGGGAAUUCCAAUCAGUCUUCCGGGUGCUCAGGAGCUCCCUUCCUUCUCCCCCCCACCACCCCAGUGUGAGCCAGGACACAGUGGGACCCUAGGCCACACAGUACCAGCUCCAGAAGCCCAGGACUGUGACCAGUGCAGCACAGCAAUGGCCAGCCCCCGGUACCCGGUGUCCGUGUGUGCAGCGGCCCUAGUCCAGACAGCGCGGCAUCAGGUGUGAUGGGGGCGGGGUGGGGGUGGUGUGUGUCCCUGCCACCCCCAAGGAAGAAGGGAGGAUUUCCUGGCCCAGACCCUCCAAGGUGCCCCCAACCUUUGUCCCAACAGACAUUUGCCUUCUCUGUGUGCUGGUCGGACGGCAGCGACACCUUCGUGCGCAGGAGUUGGGAGGAGUUCAAGAAGCUCCAUAAGAGCCUCAAGGAGACCUUCCCCGUAGAGGCGGGCCUACUGCGGAGAUCCGACCGCGUUCUCCCCAAGCUUCCCGGUGAGGCUGUUUGCAAGGCCAGGGCGGGGUGGGGGGGGAUCCCGGGAGGGGCAGGGGCGCCAGCGACCUGGUGGAGGGAACCCUGGGGCGGUCCCACGGUCCCUUCCCGUUGUGCCUGCAGACGCAUCGCUGUUGGUGCGUGGGGGGCGCACCGGCCGCGGCCUAGCUCGCCUGCGGCUGCUGGAGACCUAUUCCCGGACACUGCUGACCAUGGCUGCCCGCGUGUCCCAGAGCCCAGCGCUCAGCGACUUCUUUGCACCGCAACCCCUGGACCUGGAGCCCAGGCUGCCAGCCGGCAGGUGCCUCACUCAUCCCCAACUCCCAGCCCGCGAAAGUACUUGGGGGAUGGGGGAGGAGGGAAGACUGGGCGGGUUGGGGAGGGGCAGCAGGCCCUCACCACACAUCCUACCCACCCCUCGCUGCGUGCUACCCUUUCCAGUCUGGUGAUCCUACCAGCUCCUGAAGAGCCCCUAGGCCGCCCGACAGACACCCUGGCCAUCCGUGGCCUGGAGGCUCAGAGCCUGCGAUGCCUGCAGCCCUUCAGCACCCAGGACAUGCAAGGCCGCCCUUUCCACACUCGGGCCCAGGAGGUCCUAGACGUGCUGCUGCGGCACUCCUCAGGCUGGUGGCUGGUGGUGAAUGAAGACCAGCAAACAGCGUGGUUUCCUGCUCCGUACCUGGAGGAAGCAGCCCCCAGCCCACAACAGCAGCCCUUAGGGAGCAGAGGGUCUCAGUUCUGCGCUUCCCAAGCCUAUGAGAGCAGCCACGCAGAUGAACUCUCCGUGCCUGCUGGGGCGCGGGUGCGCGUGCUGGAAAUGUCGGAUCGCGGCUGGUGGCUCUGCAGGUUCGGCGGGCGCUGCGGUCUCCUCCCCGCUGUACUGCUGCGACCAGAGGGGCUGGGCGCGCUCCUGAGUGGGUCAGGGCUCCACCGCCAGGAGGACAGUGAAGAGGCCAGGGUGGGAGAUCCCCAACGUCUCCCUGAGAUCCCCCAAGGCACAACGCUACCCCCUAUGGUGCCCGCCCACCCUCCGCUCAGCGCCAUUCAGACCCGCUGCUGCACCAUCACCCGCAGGGCGCUGGCUCGGAAGUACCCUCUCCAGGGCAUGUGGAGCUGCGCAGAGGGCAGGCCCAAAGCUCCAGACCCCGGGGGUGACUGACGCUGGGUGACUGACGCUAGCCGGGCCACCGCCACCACAGCCGUGGGAGGAGUAUCCGAGGGUCGGACCUCUGACUGGUGGGGCCAGGAAACCAACCUCCCCCAUGUCCCUAGUAAAGCUCUUCCACUGAGGCACAAGCUAGUAUCUGUGCUGAGGGGCAGGGUCUGCUGGGUCUUGGCAGGGCUGAGGCGAGACACAGUGCACACACGGGAAGUC
Molecule: messenger RNA, 2407 nt
Organism: Mustela erminea (ermine)
Lineage: Eukaryota; Metazoa; Chordata; Mammalia; Carnivora; Mustelidae
Gene: NOXO1
Product: NADPH oxidase organizer 1
Exons: 5
Coding region: 773-2191 (472 amino acids)
Biological process (GO): superoxide anion generation
Molecular function (GO): superoxide-generating NADPH oxidase activator activity; phosphatidylinositol binding; protein binding
Source: RefSeq, a predicted model, not a curated record